AUGGGCUGCCCCAAGUCCUUCAGCGUGAAGGGCGGCAUGGGCGCGGCCCUGCUGGACCAGCCGGAACUGGUGGCGGAUCUCCUCAAGACGUUGCGGAGGGAGCUCCCAGCGCAGACGACGCUCACAUGCAAGAUCCGGAUGCUGCCCUCCACGCAGAAGACGCGAGACUUCAUGCAGGUCUGUGAGCGCAGCGGCGCCGAAGCCAUCACCGUGCACCUUCGCCUGCGGCAGGAGCGCCCCGCCGAGCCUGCGCAUUGGGACGAGCUCUGUCGACUGUGGGAUGCUGUGCAGAUUCCGGUGCUGGCGAACGGCGACUUCUUCAAUCGCCGGCAAAUCGCCGAGUUCUGGAAGCACUGUGGCAAGGGCUCCGACGCGGCAGCUGGCUGCCCUGCAGGGGUGAUGAUCGCCAGGGGUGCGCUCUGGAAUCCGAGCAUCUUUUGUCGUGAAGGCUCGAGGGAGCCACCGGGCUUCGAGGAGAUGAUCCAAUCUUACGUGCGCACAGCCGUGGCCACCAAUGCCAACUACCAGAACACGAAGUGGGUCCUCAGUCAGAUGCUCGUGGCCGGCACGGGCGUGCUCGUCCCCACCUCCUUUAAGGGCACCAGCUUGAAGACCUUGAGCCGCGACCUCGCCUCUGCAAAGUCCAUGGCAGGUCUGCAACCGGACCUGGCAUUGCAAUGCAAAGACACUGCUCUGUGCACCCCAUGA
Symbiodinium sp. CCMP2456 is the source of this 708-nucleotide messenger RNA. The record is from the annotation of a GenBank genome assembly. NCBI's taxonomy places the organism in Eukaryota, Dinophyceae, Suessiales, Symbiodiniaceae.